Molecule: messenger RNA, 1165 nt
Organism: Priapulus caudatus
Lineage: Eukaryota; Metazoa; Priapulida; Priapulimorpha; Priapulimorphida; Priapulidae
Source: RefSeq, a predicted model, not a curated record
AGUAUUUCGCGUCGCCUGCAGUCCGUGCGACGCAGAGUGCCUCGGCUGCGCGGGACCCACGAACGCGGACUGCGUCACGUGCGCUCACGUCGGCGUCACGGCCGUUGACAUGGCAACGCAGCAGACGAACGCUACAGACGCGGUGGUCUACUGCGUGGCCGCGUGUCCGGAUGGAUUCGAGGCGGCAGAUGGCGCUGUGUGUGCGGAGAAGGAGAGAAGAGGCUGGAUACUGUUGUUAAUGAUUGUCGGACUGGUGUUGCUACUGUCGGUUCCCCUCAGUCUUUAUCUGUAUCGCAAACAGAAGGCGGCGGAGAAGAAGAGAAAAACGAUGUGGAACGACCUAUGGGUGACCCCGGACGCUGGCGGCCAGCCGCAGCCGAACAGUCCGACCGACACGGCCGUGGAGAAUGCGGAAUACCUAUCGGCGUCUCGAGAGAACACCGCGGACAAUUGCGACGUUUCGACGCCCAUGAUAGCGGCCAGCAUUAAUGUGGAGCCACCGUCGCCCGGUCUGCCGCUACCGCCUCCACCGCAGCCGCUAUACGAGAGCAUCGUGGACCCCCUCUCCCCGCCGCCUCCUUCUGCAAUCAACCAGCAGCUGCUCAGUCCGACUAGAUACGAGAGAGACCGCGAGACGCCGUACGCCGUCGGCAAUCUCCAUGGAAACGCACACGCCAGUCCAGACUUCAGCGCGGGUAAGUACACACGCAUCAACUCCCCGAGCCUGCACGCGAAGGACCCGGAGUACAUGUCGACGUUCAAGGGCGCCGGAGCGUCACCUCGCGGCAACGUCGACCCGGACGCGACGCGCAUAAUCUACGUCGACAACAGAACGAUCGCCGCCAACCCCUACGCCAGCGCCACCGCCGCCGCCGCCGCGGGAGCAGACGACAUCGAGUUCGCAGACGAGUGGGAUGAUGACGAUGGCGGCGGCGCGGCGACGGACGGAUCAUAUCUGACGAUGGGGGCGGGAGUACAACCUACACCAUCCACACCCUCACACAUCCUCCCCACCCCUACACGUACAACCAUCCACACCCUACACAUCCUCCCCACCCGACACGCCUACACCAUCCACACCCCUACACCCCCCCCUAACACAUACACCAUCCGAACCCCUACACGUACACCAUCCUACCCAUACACUCCUUCCCCACCCCUACAC